AUGGCCUGUAUUCUUCGUGGUCUCAUUCGGUUGUCCGGUCUGGACAAGUGCAUCAACCUUGUUGAGCUGAACCUGGCAGGCAACCAGAUCUCCAAGAUCGAAGGCCUGGAAGCCACCUUACAGUUGCGGCGCCUCAUCCUCACCUCCAAUAAGAUAUCGGCCAUUGAAGGCAUCUCCCACCUUAGCCGCCUGGAGGGCUUGUGGCUGCAGGACAACCGAUUGGCGUCCCUGGAGUCUCUGGCCCUACCUCAGCUUGCCCAGCUGCCCGCCCUGCGCAGCCUGUACCUGCAGAACCUGGAUCGCCUAGCGCCCAACGCUGUAUGCCGUACCCCAGGCUAUAAGGCGGCAGUGCUGGCGGCGCUGCCCAACCUGACCAACCUUGAUGGGGAAAGGUCUCCGGCGGCACUCAACUAUGCGGAACUCGCGGCCGAGUACGACGCCUUCCGUGCCAACCCCGUACCACCCAAGCAGUGGGUGGUGCCUGAUGUGGCUCCCUGGCUGGCGGGGGUCAGCCAGGAGGUGCCCAUGGGGGGCGGUCCGGGGGAGGUGGCGCUGCAGCAGCGACAUGCCAAGCUGUUGCCGCUGCGCUUUGGGGCGGCCCCCUGUGUAUCUGGCCAGGUGGUCAAGGUAAUAGACGAGUGUGAAAUGCUGGUGCGGGUGCUGGGGGAGGAGAUCGCCAAGUUCGGCCGGCAGGCGGAGGCCAGGAAGAGCAGUGCCGUGGCGUCAUGA
Molecule: messenger RNA, 729 nt
Organism: Volvox carteri f. nagariensis
Lineage: Eukaryota; Viridiplantae; Chlorophyta; Chlorophyceae; Chlamydomonadales; Volvocaceae
Exons: 5
Coding region: 1-729 (242 amino acids)
Molecular function (GO): protein binding
Source: RefSeq, a predicted model, not a curated record